Molecule: messenger RNA, 1895 nt
Organism: Mercenaria mercenaria
Lineage: Eukaryota; Metazoa; Mollusca; Bivalvia; Venerida; Veneridae
Exons: 6
Coding region: 484-1158 (224 amino acids)
Source: RefSeq, a predicted model, not a curated record
UCGGGAUGUUUGCCAAACGAAGUGUAUUUUAGACACUUUUAGAUUGUAUCCUUAUAAAUUUAGACUCGAAAAUGUCUCUAAAAUUGUUGACAUUUACAUACUUUUGAAACAUAUUAAUAUGUACCGUUUGUUACAACGCAGUUUUAGAUAAUACUUUAUAUCAGUGUGGCGCAUCAAAGAUUGAAUAUUGAACAACUAGCAGAUUAGUUCUGUGAUAAGAUAGAGAUUUUAGCGAUAAAAAGAUAUGUGUAGUUUGUAAUGAUAAAAGCUUAAAUCAAGAUUAAAAAGAAACAAUAGAAUUAUGCAUGUUUAUGACAAUUCGAAAUAUACUGCUAAAGCAAAUCAUUUUGUUUAUAAGUAUUGUGUUUGGAGACAACUUUAGCAGAUUUAUGAAUUUCAUUGCAAUGCAUCUAUAUGGAGAUUUAAUGAACUUUAGCGUUUGAUAGAUUUUGCUGUUUUCUACAUUUGAGAACGGAAGGCGCUAUGAAGACUGAGUUUACUACUUUUGUCUUCAUUAGUAUGUGUACAGUUACUGUUCCUGGAGAGAGAAAAGAUAGAUCUAUUCCUGUUGAACAUUCGUGUAAUCGUCUCCCAUACAUUUUGAAAGGCACAGAGCUUCAGUUUAGUUAUAGCGCCGGGCACCUGACAGAUCGCAGCUGUGCUGUUACAGUUACUGCUAAUGCGCAGGACAAAGUCUGUGUAACGUUUGUGCAAUUUUACCUUGACUGUUAUACAGAUAUCAUUCUUGUUGACGAGGCCGUCCCAUUACAGAAAAAUAUAUACAAAUGUGACUCGAGGCAUACAUCGGACUUUUGUUCUCGGACGUCACUGGAGAUCAUUUUUCAACGGAAGAAAAAUCUACAGGCGGACAGCUUUGGGCAUGUGAAAUUAAGGGUAUACGGCAUAGCUGAAUCAGAUUCCAUCCCUGCCUCAACUGUAACUGUGUUGAUAGUUGUUGGUGGCCUGCUCGGUAUUGUUCUCCUUCUUGUGGCGUCGUCCUUUAUCUUAUCACGUAUUCUUUACCACUUCCAUCAUAAACACAGACGCCAGAAUGAACAACACUUUUCACACGAAGAAGCUCCUCUUGAACCACCGCCGCCAUACCCAGGGCCUGAUUCGGAGCAACAAGAAAUGAGUACAAAUUCAUCGCAACACUGAAACUGUACAAGACACUUGACUAAAUUAGUUUAUUAAAUGCCAAAACGCAAUUUGGGGAAUUUUUGUGAUCGAUAAACAUAUUUUCAACCAAGGGAAAUUAUAUAUAGUCGUACAGUGUCUGAGUCAUAGAAUUAUCUCUCUUGAAUCGAUAAUUUUAUGGUAUCUCUCCCGACUUACUCUUUUAAAAUUUCACUUUUCGAAGUGGAUAUUUUGAUAUGAAAAUGUGUUUUAGGGUUAUCAAAAUCAUGCACUAAAUUAUCAAAGCUGUAUUUUCCCGGUUUAAGUGUUUACUAAACGUCUUGUCUGCUUGCCUCAAAUUUGCAUAGGGGCUUAUGAUUUAAUGUCGGGACCCUACGGAAAUACUGCGCAUGCGCAUCGCGCCACUUCUGACUUUCCCCAACAUGUAAACAUGCUUCGUGAGUGCAGACGGAAUGAAAUGUAGCAUUUCUUGGAAAAUACGUAAAUUUAUCCGUUGUAACUUUACUGUGUUGUUGAAAAUUAAGCGUCCAUUUGAUCGUAAACAGAUAAGAAGGUUAAAGACCGAAAUAAAGCGUUUACGGGCCUGUCCGGUUUGGUGGUCGUCCGGAUUUGGUGGUCGCCAACCAGUAUAGUACAUAUUUCCGUGAAACUCGAGAUCUUUCAAACGAACAAAUGUUAACUGAAUAAGCACACACUAAAAGACUUUUAAAAACAUACAACAUAUACAAAAAACUAAUUAGAUUAUUUUUUAAAUCAUA